Messenger RNA from Rotaria socialis, 3639 nucleotides. Lineage: Eukaryota; Metazoa; Rotifera; Eurotatoria; Philodinida; Philodinidae. The record is from the annotation of a GenBank genome assembly.
AUGAGUGAAAAUUGGCUACGGUCUCAAAGACAAACAUCAAUGACUAGUACAGCCAUUGGUAAUCUAUAUGCGCGGUCAAAUAGUAUCAGUGUUUCAAGUCGUAGUCGUCGACCAUCAUGGUCUGAUGCUAAAAAAGUUUGGGAUGCUGGUGACGAAGAAGAGAAUUAUUCAGAUUCGCAUUCGCAAAUAUUAAAAAAACUAGAUAGUUAUUAUCGUAAAGUUAAACGUCAAAUUCUUGCUUUUCAAAGUUUAACAACUGGCCUUUUCCCUAAUCAUCUUGAACCAGAUAAGAAAGUUGGUCAUGUUGUUGAAAAUGUUUUUUGUGCUAUUGCUGUAUGGUCAUUGCGACAAUGCUAUUGUAAGAUUGAUAAUGAUCAAGGACGAGCACAUGAAUUGGGACAAGCAGCUGUUAAAUGUAUGCGUGGUAUUCUUAAUUGUUGGAUGAAACAAGCAAAAAAAAUUGAAGUAUUUAAAAAUGAGCAGUCAACAAAAGAUGCAUUACAUUCACGAUUUAAUGUAUUUGAUGGUAGCGAAGUUGAAGGCGCUGAUGAAGUUGGUCAGUUACAAAUAUGUGCUAUAUCGAUUUAUUUGUUAACACUUGUACAAAUGAUUACAUCUAAUCUUCAAAUUAUUUUUUCUAUGGAUGAAGUCACUUUUGUUCAACAACUUGUCUUUUCAAUUGAACGUGCUUAUCGUACACCAGAUUAUGGAAUAUGGGCAAGAGGAAGUAAAUAUAAUACAAAUACGUGUGAACUUCAUGCAAGUUCUAUUGGUAUGGCAAAAGCUGCACUUGAAGCAAUGAAUGGUUUCAAUCUCUAUGGUGAUCAAGGAGCAAAUUGGUCGGUUGUCUAUGUUGAUGUGGAUGCACAUAAUCGAAAUCGGACAACACUCGAUACACUUCUACCUCGAGAAUCAGCAUCCAAAAAUACUGAUGCUGCUUUAUUGUUAACAAUUAGUUGGCCAACGUUCGCUAUUCACGAUUCAACACUUGUACAAACUACAACUCGUAAAUGUAUCAGAAAAUUACGUGGAACACAUGGUUUUAAAAGAUUUUUACGUGAUGGACAAUAUACAGAUUUAGAAUCAAAAGAUCACCGAUUUUAUGAAACAACAGAAAUGAAGAAAUUUGAUAAGAAUGAAUGCCAAUGGCCAAUGUUUUUUGCCUUAAUGGCUAUUGAUGGUAUUUUUAAAAAUAAUCAAGUACAAGUCGAUGAAUAUUUAACUGCAUUGAAUCCUCUAUUGCGACGAACAACUGAAGCACUCGAUACUACGAGCUUAUUUACUGCUAUUAAUUCUGAGACCAAUUCACCAAAAUCACGUCCCAUUACUAAAGAACAACAACAUUCAUGUUCAUCACAAGACAUUAGUGAAAUGAUGGCACAUUACUAUUAUGUUGAUCAUUCAAAACAACAAAGUAGUACCCAAAGUGAGGGCAGCGAUCGUGGCAGUAAUCCACCUGUAUCAAUGGCAGACAGUUCGGAAAUUCUUCAUGGAAAUUUUUUUCUUUUUGGUCAAUCUGUUUGGAUUAUUUGUCAAUUACUUGUUGACAAAGUUUUGACUAUAACUGAUCUUGACCCUAUUCGUCGUUAUUUAUCACCUAGUGAGCGACCAAAACCAAAUUCAAGAUAUUCAUCCAUACAAGAUUCAUUACGCUAUCAAUAUACACCCAAUAUGCCAAAACUAGUAGCAAGUCCUCCAUUUGAUUCAGUUGAUGUAAAAAAAAAGACACGUGUUAUCAUCCCAUCGAACGUUACUUUCUCCGAUUUGGUUAUUCAAGUCGUUGCAAUAUCAGAAUCAGUUCGUUUACAACAAGUAUUAGCAACCUAUGGUAUUCAAACACAAACACCAAAACAGGUUGAACCACUUUUAAUUUGGCCACCAGCAGAAUUAGUCAAAGCAUAUGCAAAUUUAGGUGCAAAUAAAAAAUUUGGUUUUAGUGGACGACCGGACCGACCUAUUGGCGUACUCGGUACAUGCAAAGUUUAUCGAAUUUGUUCAAAAACGGUUUUAUGCUAUCCGUUGACAUUUGAAACGAAUGAUUUUUAUGUUUCAAGUGAUAUGGCAUUACUGUUGGAUAAUAUUCGAAGUGAUUUUGAAUUUAUCACGAAAUGCUGGCGUCUCAAAGGUCGACCAAUAUAUUUGAUAAUGUUACGUGAACGUCAUCUUCGUGGGCCUCAAAAAGCAGAUCUUCUUGAAUUAUUAACACAGAUUCGUAAUGGAAAAAUUUCAACAAGCAUUUUUGUACGACUUGAACGUCUACAGACUGCAAUAUCAAGCGCUUGUGUAGAACAUCUAGAUUUUUUAAAUAAUUCAAUAUGCACAACUUUAGAUUGGCUACCUGCUGUUGUUCAUGAACAUAAAAGUACAUCUGAAGUUGGUCAUUAUAAGUCAUUGACAGAUGUAUCAAAAAUACCUAUUAUAGUUGAAGAUAUUGAUUAUAAUAAUCACGAAUUUAAAAAUCAACGUGACGACGAAUUACGUGAAUUUAUCAAUAAUACAGAUACAGCAUUAGGUUCACUGACAAAACAUGCAUUAGCUACAUAUGAAUUAUAUCGACGUGGUGGUCUUGAUUGGAUGAUUAGGGACAACUAUCGUGUUAGAAAUCAUCUCGAACAUCUCUUGAAAGAAGCGGCCACAUGGCAACAUUGGGCUGUUAUUCGUUUUGUGUCUAGUCUUUUACAUAAAGUCGUUGAUAGUUUAGCACCAUCAGUAACACUUUUACUCGUACGAGGAAAAACAGUUACUCUUGGAGUUUUUGGUUAUGAAGAAUCAAUUAUUGAUAAUCCCAUGCGCCCGAAUGAAAUUUUUAAGAUAAUCUACGGUGAAAACGUAUUUAAUCGUAGCAUUUUUCAUGCUGUGCUUUUACAAGAAUUGCUUAUUGACGUUUCAGUUUUUAUGUCUACAUUUCCGCAACUCUUUAAUGGUAUUCUCAAGCUAAGACUCGGAUGGAUUCUUCAAGCAAUGAAACUCAGUUUAGAACAUUUGAAAAAUGACGUUGAUGACGUUGUGACGUUGAAUACAUUAUCACCCAAUGAAAUCAAACAGCUACUUUAUUUCGUUUUGACCACCGAUUCACAACAGCAGACAUUACCAGGCGGUGAAAUUGAUCAACGUUCAUCGUUUCAAAAGCGCCAGAUGGAUGGAGCAUUAUGUCGUGUGCCAUCUGAUUUUUUUGAACAUAUUUGGUCAAUACUUGAACGCACUCCUGGUGGAAUAAAACUAUGCGGUAUUUUUCUUCCACAACAACCCACUUUAUCUGACAUGACUGAUUAUGAAUUAAAUUUUUCUUUGAAAAUUGAAGAAAUGCUUAGCAAAAUAUCUGAUCCAGCCUAUCGAUGUCUUGUUGUCGAAAUGUUUGAAUUAAUCAAUGUUUUAUUAAAACGUAAUGCUGAAUUAUGCUUCAGUCAAACACUUGAUGCCGACUAUCUAAUACAGGAAGCUGUUAAUCUAUUUCAACAACAAACAAAUUCAACAGAUCCAUAUAAAGAUUUCUAUAAUCUUCCCAUCCAACUUGUUGGUGGUUCAACAGGUUAUAUGGUUCGAGUUAUCAUCAAUUAUUUAUUCAACGUAAAUCUUCAAAAAGUUGACAAUAUUGAUUUGAACUUAGGUUCAAAUACCGAUAUAUGCAAAAUAUCCUGA